UUGUGGCUAAUACGGGAUUAUAAAAACAGUGUUCAUUCUGAGUUCUUAAUCACCUCUAAUUCUCUCUCUAUAUUUCCCCGUAAUUUUUUUGUUUUCAGAUUUUCGUUGUCUUUCAAGCUUCCUUCAUCUCCUUCAAGCUAUUGAUCAGUCUUGCUUCUGGUCUGCGUUCUAGCAUCUAAAUCAAGAAAAGCUUCAAGUUACCUGUUCUUAAUUCCUACAGCCAACUUUCAUGUCUGAAGUCGACGUUCAGAUUCCCACAGCCUUCGAUCCGUUUGCUGAGGCAAAUGCUGAGGACUCGGGUGCUGGGUCAAAAGAGUAUGUGCAUAUCCGGAUACAGCAAAGGAAUGGUCGGAAAAGUUUGACGACAGUGCAAGGUUUGAGAAAGGAAUUUAGCUAUAACAAGAUCCUUAAGGACCUAAAAAAGGAGUUCUGCUGCAACGGUACUGUUGUCCAAGACCCAGAGCUAGGCCAGGUUAUUCAACUGCAAGGGGAUCAGCGAAAGAAUGUCUCCACCUUCCUUGUUCAGGCCGGCAUUGUGAAAAAGGAGAGUAUCAAGAUCCAUGGUUUUUAAGCAUUUGGUUCUCUUCUAAUUGGUUAUUUUAGGGCUUCCUCGUUUGGAUUGUAGGUCGAGAUACAGUUGCCUCACUUCAAAAGGAGCUUUCUCCCUCCGCAUGAUAUAGAUAUAGAUUUUGUAUAAUACCCUCAAUCUUUAAUGUAACGGGGUGCUAAGUAAGUUUGUUCUACUGCUGCUUUUGUUUGUAAUGUUGGAGAUUGUGCAUUCUCGGGAAAGCCUUUAUUUUAAUAUACAAAUCUUGUAUCCUACAAAUAUAAAUUUUGAUCAUAGCUGGCUUGGCUUUAUCUUGCCCAACUCUGAUUUAUCGUCUGCUAUAAGGAAAUGAACAUGGCAUCAUACACUGCCCUUUCUGA
Papaver somniferum (opium poppy) is the source of this 927-nucleotide messenger RNA. RefSeq names its product protein translation factor SUI1 homolog. The record is from RefSeq and is a predicted model, not a curated record. Gene Ontology annotation, molecular function: translation initiation factor activity; RNA binding. Gene Ontology annotation, biological process: translational initiation. Lineage: Eukaryota; Viridiplantae; Streptophyta; Magnoliopsida; Ranunculales; Papaveraceae. The coding region runs from base 230 to 571 and encodes 113 amino acids. The transcript is spliced from 5 exons.